GCUGCCACUGGGGCGUUUUUUAUCCCGGACGAAUGGCUCCAGGACCUUGCGGACGAUGAGGUGCUCCGCCAUUUCUCGUUGGUCCAGGCCAGCACCAUGACGCAGCCAAUAGACAUACAUAGUCUUGCCAUCCAGAUCCCGAACUGUUGGGACGAUUUCCAGACGAUUCUCACCAAGCUCGCCUUCAACUCCUCCGCCUCCAACCCAUGGAAUAUAUUCGGCUUCGGUCCCCUAGACGGCCCGGAGCCGACGGAGCAGUGCAUCGUCACCCGCACGCGCACCGCGACUAUUUUAUGUUCGCUAGCUUCGGAGUCUACUUGGCCGCAGGUGGAUAAAGACAGCGCGUCGGCGGCCGCCGCUACCUUCUCUGAG
Molecule: messenger RNA, 372 nt
Organism: Prorocentrum cordatum
Lineage: Eukaryota; Dinophyceae; Prorocentrales; Prorocentraceae
Source: the annotation of a GenBank genome assembly